AUGUCGACCUCCGCACGCCGUCGGUUGAUGCGGGACUUCAAGCGCAUGCAAACCGAUCCCCCAGCGGGCGUUUCCGCCUCUCCAGUAGCUGACAAUGUCAUGACUUGGAAUGCCGUCAUCAUCGGCCCCGCCGACACUCCCUUCGAAGACGGCACAUUCCGCCUGGUGAUGAACUUUGAAGAACAAUACCCCAACAAGCCACCGGGGGUGAAGUUCAUCAGUCAGAUGUUCCAUCCCAAUGUCUACGGGACCGGCGAGCUCUGUCUUGACAUCCUCCAAAACCGCUGGAGUCCCACAUAUGAUGUGGCUGCGAUCCUGACCAGCAUCCAGAGUCUCCUGAAUGACCCCAAUACCUCCUCACCAGCCAACGUGGAAGCCUCGAACUUGUACAAGGACAAUCGCAAAGAGUACAUUAAGCGAGUUCGUGAGACGGUGGAAAAGAGUUGGGAGGACUGA
Messenger RNA from Penicillium oxalicum, 456 nucleotides. It is a transcript of the gene ubc2, whose product is annotated as E2 ubiquitin-conjugating protein RAD6. NCBI's taxonomy places the organism in Eukaryota, Fungi, Ascomycota, Eurotiomycetes, Eurotiales, Aspergillaceae. Bases 1 to 456 code for a protein of 151 amino acids. Gene Ontology annotation, molecular function: ubiquitin conjugating enzyme activity. The record is from RefSeq and is a predicted model, not a curated record. The transcript is spliced from 4 exons. Gene Ontology annotation, cellular component: HULC complex. Gene Ontology annotation, biological process: DNA repair; proteasome-mediated ubiquitin-dependent protein catabolic process; protein polyubiquitination.